Mytilus californianus (California mussel) is the source of this 4625-nucleotide messenger RNA. RefSeq names its product protein-cysteine N-palmitoyltransferase HHAT-like. Gene Ontology annotation, cellular component: endoplasmic reticulum. The transcript is spliced from 11 exons. NCBI's taxonomy places the organism in Eukaryota, Metazoa, Mollusca, Bivalvia, Mytilida, Mytilidae. Gene Ontology annotation, molecular function: palmitoyltransferase activity. The record is from RefSeq and is a predicted model, not a curated record. Bases 52 to 1677 code for a protein of 541 amino acids. Gene Ontology annotation, biological process: protein palmitoylation.
UGUUGCUUCUGGAUGCAAAAGGAAAGAAAGCCCGGCUAGAAAUGCUGGGAAAUGGAAACCAAGAAAAAGAAUAUGGAUGUCCAACCAAAGAAAUCAGAAGUAUUGCCUGCAUGGGAGACCUACUUUUAUAAUACAGUACACGUAUCUGUAGUAGCAUAUAUUCUGUACUGUGUUUAUAGGGCAUCAACUAAGUGCAUGUAUGCUGGUCUCCUUAAUGUAUAUGAUUUUGAAACUGGGUGGUCUUUUAUUCUGAGGCAAAAGGAUAUGUCUAACUAUGAAUGGCAUUUUUUCUACAACUUAUUUUGGAUUAUUAUUCCAUGGUAUAUUGCCUACAUAUCUUUGGACGCGGUAGCAGCACAUCAUCUUUCUGUGAUUCACAGAAGACAAACGUGUUUGAUAUAUUCUCUGAUAGUAUUGACAUACCUGCUAGGAUGGAAGUCAUUAUUGCUGCUUUGUCUACAUUCUGUUGUGAUGUAUCUGAUCAGCUUAUUCCAAUCAAAAGUUUUAGUGUGGAUACUUUCCAUUGCUUUGAUUUCAACAUUAAAUUUUGAACCAUUUAUAUCAUGGAUGAGGUUAUUGAAUCCUGAAGACUCUGAUGGGAAGUCCUACUAUAUGUUGAUGUUUACAUUAGCUCUAACACAUCUACGGUAUACCAGUUUUUGUCUGGAACAUGUAGAGUGUAUGACUUGUACCAGUUCUCCCCAACAAGACAUUGACACAGAUAAACUGUAUAUGGAAAUUAAAAAAGAGAUAAAAGACACACAGACAGAUGAAAUGAAGUUUUCUCUUGUGGAUGCCUUUGUUUACAUCUUUUAUUUUCCAUUGUUUUUCUGUGGACCAAUUAUUACUUAUGAGGGAUUUUCUAAGCAGAUGAAUGAAUCUGCACAGAAACCACUGCAAGAAAAUCAGAUGAUAUCUAUAGCAUUCCUUGCUCUGAGAAUGAUAUUCUGGGCAGUCUUUAAUGAGUUUAUCCUACAUUUCUUCUACUUCAAUGCUUUGCAGCACAAUCUGUCUGUUAUUGAAGAUAUGGAUCUAUGGACAUUAUCUGGUAUUGGUUACUGUCAAGGUCAAUUCUUUAUGAUAAAAUAUACAGUUAUGUUUGGUAUACCAUCUGUAGUGGCUAGGACAUGUGGCAUUGAGCCACCAGCAGGACCAAAAUGUAUAGGUCAUAUAUAUACGUACUCGGAUAUGUGGAAGUACUUUGAUAGAGGAAUGUACAGUUUUAUAAAAAGAUAUAUUUAUUUACCAUUAGGAGGUUCACAAGGAAACAUUAUACAGAAGUUACUGUGUUCUUUAGGCUGUUUUAUAUUUGUGUAUAUUUGGCAUGGAAUAGAAUACUUUAUAUUUCUAUGGACAUUAUUUAACUUUAUUGGUAUCUCACUAGAAGUACUGGGAUAUUGGAUAGACAAACAGACACCUGUAUGUAAAUUUAAAAAUUCCAUGCCUGGUAUAUACAGGAGAAUUCAAGGUUUAGCUGUAGUACCAUUGUUUGUAAUGUCAACAUUUACUGCAUUUUGUUUUUUUGGAGGAAGUGUUAUUGGAUACAUGUAUUACCAGAAAUUUAUUGUUAAAGGAUGGUUGAAGUCAUGGUCAAUUGUCAUAGUUGUAGUAUAUUGUUGUGUUCAGUCAAGCAUGGAAAUCCACGAAAGGCAAAAGAUGAAAAAGAAGAGAGAGUAAUCAGUAACAAUACGACUACACAAAGACUUGAUGGAAAGGAAAUUAACGGAUUAUCCAACAAAAAAUUACAAUUUGAGAUUCUUAUGACUUUCUCAGACUAAAAAUCAUGAAAGUAAUUUUUUAGAAUUCUUUUUUAACUCAGUGAAAUGUAAUGUGUUGCCAGCAUGAAAAAGACUUACUGAAUCGCUUAGAAAAUAUAUGGCAAAUGUAAAAUUAGAAGAAAUUGCUGUUAUGAUAUAUACACAUAUAUAUGGCUGAAAUUUAAAUACAUAUAGCUUCUACAUAAAAGUUAUUGCAAACACUAGUAAGUAAUAAGGCAUGGAAAGAUAUAUUAUAGAUUGCCAUGUUAUAUUACUGCAGAAAGGUGUCAAUAAAACAAUUGAAAAAGUGGAACUUAGUUUGUAUUAUUAAAUCAGUAAAACCAUAUUACUGGUAAUGAAAAAUCCAUGUAAUUGAGUGUUAUUUAAAGCCUUUUAGCUCACUCCACCUAAAGAUGUCAAUUGCUGUUUGUUACUUCUAAACUUAUUUAACUACUUAUAAAAAUAAGAAGAUGUGGUAUGAUUGUCAAUGAGACAACUCUCCAAUAGAGACCAAAUGACAUAGAAGUUAACAACUAUAGGUCACUGUACGACCUUCAACAAUGAUCAAAACUCAUACUGCAUAGUAAGCUAUAAACCCCAAAAUGACAAAUGUAAAACAAUUCAAACAAGAAAGCUAAGUAAUUUAAAUAAAAUUGACUAGAAUGUUGGAGGUUUACAUUUUGUCAUUUUGGAUACUUGUCACAUGCAUGUCACCCAAAUAAAAAAGAAAUAGAGCUAAGUUAAGACUGGAUUUUUUUUUACAUUCACAUAACUGAUGUAAACAUCUAAUUACUCACCUAGUCUGAUAUCCCAUGUUAGAUAUUGUCAUCACUUGGCAUCUGUCUUUGUCAGAAAUUUAGAAUAAAAAUAUCCUUGUCUGAUACAAAAGGACAAAUUUCUUGCAAUUUUGCCCGAAUGAUCCUAUGGGUAUCAAGUUUAAAGGUUGUGUAUUAAGUCCAUGCCAACUAUGUAUGCUCACCAUUGCAAAAGAUUUGAGCAUACGGGUAAAAAACAAGUUAUUGUCUUAUAUUUUGAACAUCAUUAUAAAUAGCAAAAAAAUUACAGGAGGUAAAUUUUCAGAAUGCUUUAAUCUCCCUAUGUUAUAACUAAACUAUAAGAAGACUAUUUACUUACCCUCCUUAUAUUAGUAUUUUUGUCUUUUCCUUAAAAGUCUACCUAGUAGACACACUUACUGUAAAUAAUUAAAAUAGAUCCAUCAAUUCAGGAUGCACAAUAUUACUGAAAUCAUCAAUUGACACCUUAUAGCAGUUUCUGACAUUUAAUGAUGGUUUUAUGAACAAUUUUAACAUUUUUGCCAUUAUCUUGACAACUUAAAUAGAUAGAAUGAAACUCUACACAGCAAAAAAUUAUCCACAAUACAAGAUCUAAUGAACAGACCUCAAUCAAUUGACUCCUUACAUUUUUUACCAAUAAGAUUUUUGUCUUAUAUUUUAAUAAUGAUUUAUGACAAAUUUUAGACUGUUCAGGAGUGUGGAAAUAUUUGUUGUUACCACUUGUCCCCGGGCAAGUGAAAUUGUAAAUUUUACUUGUCCAGAAGAAAUGUUACUUGCCCUGAUUUCUUAAUGAAUUUUGGAAUGAAGAUGUAUUUUACUGUAAACGUGUAUGUUUCUAAAACACAAUGAAAAUGUUAUUUGUGGUCUUUGUUUGUAUGUAGGAAUGAUAAAAAUAUAAGUAAUAUAAGGAUACACCAAUGAGAUAGAAACCCACCAAAGAAAACGACUUUAAACUAAAGAAUCUAGAGGCCAAUUUUGCAAAUUAAUUUUCGAUGCUAGCUUACAUGAACCUGGGAUAUUAUAUAAUGAAUAACAUUUUCUUCACUGUGAGUCUGUGUGAAGUUUCAAAGUAAUGAAGAGAUGAAAACUAAAUAAUUGAUAAAUUAUUGGUUUGUUGUUUCUUGUCAAAACCAAGUUCUAUGAUCAUUAGUUUUAUUUUUAUGAGGCGCCUCUUUUCUGUUGGUCAACUUCCGAGCGAUGACCUAUCUAAAGAUGCUUAUCCAACUCGACCGGUCUUUAGUUUUCAUUCUUGAGAACUCAUAGCUGGAAAUUAAUAAUGACCAUUUCCAGUGUAUUGUUGCUAUAACCUGAUCGACGAUCCCGGAUCAAUGGGAAAAAAAAUCACAGAAUAUUAAUGAAAACCGGGUCCGCAUACUUAUUUUUUGUUGUUUGACAAUCGAUCUAUUUCUUGAUCAUUGAUGUUGUUAUACUUACAUGUGGCUUUCGUCUUAUUAUUUGAUAUUUUUCUACUUUGAUGAAUAAAUUUUGAGGAUUUUUCUAUAUGAUUAUGAAAAUUAACAUUGUCAAGCAACAGUUUUUUUACUUGUCCACGGCAGAGACAUAUAUACACAUAUAUCAGAGAAGAAAGGUUGUGCAAAUUAUGUCAUAAUAAUAAUAUAGAAGACGAAAAACAUUUUAUCUUGCACUGUACAAAAUAUGAAUCACAAAGAAAUGUACUUAUAUCAAAAUUGUCCAAUUUUAAAAAUUAUGACAAACAAUCCAAAACUGAGGAUGAAUAUAUCAAACUACUACUUAAUAGCAAGUGUAGAAAAACACUUAGAUUAAUAUCAUCUUUUAUUAAUCAAUCAUUUGAAUUAAGGAAAAAUGUCCUGACAAAUGAGUAAUAUGAACAUUAUGAAGCUAUAACAUACAAUGUAUGUAUGUCAGUAGCCUAUUCUACAUUAACCUAUGUAUAUUAAUAUAUAUAUAACUGCAAAUUUCAUUGUUCGAAAUGUGCAUAUUAAUAUGUUAUGUAGUAUUGUUUAAUUGCUGCAUCAUAACCACUUGUAUACUAGUUGUAUGGGCCGUUGCCAAUUAUUGUAAUUGAGUUUGUGCCAAUAAAAUAUUUGUAUUU